GAUAGUGACGGAGAAGGGAGGAUGGUGGGGCGGAAAUUGGAGUGGGUUUUAUAAGUGCGGUGAUUUCAUACGCCUACCUUUCCAAGUAACCCAUUUUAUCGCUGUCUCGCUCUUCCAUCUCAGUUUUCCGUGACUCUCUCGUUUAGUGGUAUCCGCUACGCGGAUACAUGUCAUAUCCAUGAGCCAAGUUGCCUUCUUGAAAGGUGCAUGUCUACAUUCCAUGUGUCGACACGCUGCAUUUCCGCGGCUAAAAUCGCAAGCGCAUACAACGAUAGAUCGUACUAUACAUUAAGGGAGACUCGUUUACAGCGCAGGUACUACCAGCGGAUACGACGAUUUUAGAAUCGGUCGCGAGAAGUAGAGGAAGAAGACGCGAUAUGUGUGUCAUGUAAUUGGAACGUAAUAGCUUUCCAAAAGCUUUUCGAUUGAAUGGACGUAGAAGUAGAACGUUCAAUAUGACCUAGGUGACUUAGAACGACUUAAAAAGCCUCGGUGCGCAAUGCGACAUUUACGUAAAAUAUAUUGGCUAUUUUGGGUGGGUCUACCGACUCUCACAGCAUAUCCCGUGUCAACGCCGUAUUUAACAGAUUUUCACAACGAUCAAGGAUCAUUAGAAUGGGAACGUUAUUGGAUAAGAUAUACGAUUACUCUCUUAAGUUUAACCGUCGCUGCAUUUACUCUGGCUGGAUGUUUAUGCUGCAGAAGACCUCGUCGUACUAUAGGAUUUCAGGACAAAGCAGGAAAAUGUAAACAGGAAUUCAAGAAUGGAAGUAGCACUGGUCCAGAGUUACCGUUUGAACAAUCGAUAGAGGGUUUAGCCAUUGAUGUUCCACGAAUGAUAGCAUUAACCGACAGAGUACAAUUUGAGCCUCUACCCGUAGAUCGAAUUAUAUCAGGACCAAAGGUUCCAUCUCCGACAAAACCAUCUUCCAUUUCACAUUUAUCAUUUACGGGUGAAUACAAUGAAGAUAAUGCUACAUUACAAGAGCCUUGUAGAGAUUGGUUUGAAGCGGAGGACCUUUAUGUACCUAGAGAAAAAUUAAAAUACUUGAGAGAACUAGGACGUGGCUGGUUUGGCAAAGUUGUGGAAGGCCGAGCGGAUUUAGAUAAAUCAAAAGGAGCUCUAAAAAGUGGAGGAGUUGUUGUAAGAAUUCUGGCAGAAGAAGCUACAAUGAAAGAGAAAGCUUGGUUCCUAGGAGAGGCUACACCGUAUCUUAAAUUGCACCAUCAAAAUGUUUUAGCAUUACUUGGCUUUUGUUUAGAAACUGAUCCGUAUUUGUUACUCUUUGAAUCUUGUCCUGCUGGUGAUCUUAAAGGGUUUUUAUUAUCGAAUCAUGAUAAAAAAUCUCAAGAAGCACUAAUAAAAGAAAAUAUCCCGACUAGAAUGGCACUGGAAAUAGCUGCUGGUUUACAACAUAUGCAUAAUCAUGGCUUUGCACAUACUGACUUGUCUGCAAGAAAUUGUUUGGUUGCUUCUGAUUUAUCUGCAAAAUUAGGAGAUUAUGGGACUGGCGUUGAAAAAUAUCCUGAAGAUUAUUACAUAGUUGGAGAUCGUGCUUUGCCCAUUAGAUGGUCUGCACCUGAAAGUUUAGACUGUACAGAUACUACUAUUGAAACUCGACAAAUUACAUUGCAAGCAAAUAUAUGGAGUUACGCCGUACUGUUAUGGGAAAUUAUUAAUUGGGGUAAUAGGCCUUAUGAUAAUAUGUGUGACGAGGAAGUUAUACAGAUGCUUUUAUCUCUUAAAACUGAUUUUUCAUUAAAUAAUGUACAGCCAUUGCAUAACUGUCCUGAAAAUAGUCCCUCCAAUAUAUUACACGUAAUACGCACAUGUCUGAAUACAGAUGCUAAAAAGAGGCCUUCUUUACGUGACAUAAGACAAAGCUUACUUACUGAACAUAUAGAACAAGAAGAUUUUGAGCAAUGGGAAAAUUUACAAACUAAUACAUCUAUUAAUCAUACACGUAGUGCUAGUUUACAAAAUCUUCGUGGCAGUAUUGAUUCUGAUCAUUGGACGAGCAUGAUGGACGAGAAACCAUUAGAAACAUUACAAUCUUCUUUUCGACUUGGACCAGACGAACCAGUUAAAAGUGUCAUAAAUAUGGCAAGUUUAUUUAAUGCAGCACAAGAGUCAGGAUCUGAAACCGAAGAAGAAAGUUGGAAGGGAAGAAUCGAACGAGGAGUUUAUACAGAAAAAGUAAAACAAAAGUCUAAAUCUGUAACUGAUCUCAUGGUACUUGUACAUAUUGAUCCUGAAUCGGAUGGAGAAUUUUCUAUGGGCACACAAAUGACAGAGAAAACUCUUAAGAAAAGAUUAUCCACCACUGGCAGCGAUAGUGAUCUAACGCGUACCAUGAUCGUGGAUGAAUUUGACGAAGUAUUAAGAAAAUUACGAAAUCCUAUACAAAGUGAUGUUUCUAAUAAAACUAAAUCGAUGAACAAUUCAGAAAAGCCAAAACUUUUGACGUUAACUAUGGAUCAGGAACAAACACCAAUCUUAAGGUUGUCUCUGGAUUCUAAAGAAGGUUCUAUCGUUAAUAAAAAUUCUUCUGUCUUAAACACAAGUCCAGAUAAUGUACGUAGCGAGGAACAUAUAUUAAGACUAUUGUCAAAAGGUGAUCCAGAUCUUCCCCUUCUUCGUUAUGUUCCUGAUAGCAAGUUUUCUUGUGAAAUUUUGGAGAGCACUAAUGAAACUCAAUCUGAUAACACUUCCGUUAAUAAUGAAAAUAAUGAAUCUUGCUUUUCUAACAAUUUCUCGUUUCAAAAUCUUGACACUAAUCAGAAUAACUUGGUAGAUGUUCUUCUUUGGAAUCAUGCACUUGACUCAGCUUUGGAACAUAAGAUACCAGGAUUUUCAGAUGAAGGUGAAUUUAAAGAAUUCAUAGAACCUUCUAUAAAUCAACAGAAUAAUAGUACUUUGGAACUUUCUACAUCUGCCAAUGUUACAGAUAACAGUGAACAAUUUGAUAAAGAAACUUCUGUGUACAAUCUUAAUGAUUUGUCAAAUACUGAAGAUAUAGGAAUCGUUCGAAAAGUAUUGAUAAACGAAUAUGAAGAAAGAAAACAUUUAUCUACUCCUGACGAUGAGCAAAGUUCAGAUUCUGGCUUUAGAGACAAGGAAUCCUGUGAAGAAGAAGAAAGUAUGUGUCCGCCCUGUGAUCAAACGAGCUCUCGUGACACGUCUGUCAUACAUGUGCCUACAUGUACCGAAGAUGAACAGUUACAGGUUUUAUUAGAGCUUGAUACUAUUUUAGAUGCUGAAUAUUACUCGAUACUUCCUGAAUCUGAUAACUCUGUAGUGACGAAUAAUACAAACGGUAAAGCAGAAUAUGACAAUCCAAAUGUACAAGAUAUCAAGGUUCAAAAUACUAGCAGUAUUUUAUCAAACGAAAUUACUACAAAUACAUAUGUAGAACAAGAUGAAGAAGUUGAGACUCAAUAUUUAAAUAAGAAUGAUCGAAUGGAAGAUGAAAAUAUAAAACUUACAAGUAAUAUGCAAAAUGGAGAUUUUGUGGCGUCAUCUAGUAAUUACUGUGAUGAUACAAAUACUUAUAUAACAGAAAAUUCCAAAGAGAGCAAGAUAUCUUCCUUUGAUGGAAAAAUAACGCAUGGAGAUACGGAAAAUUAUAUACAAGAUGAUAAUGGGCAUGAAAAUGAAGAGGAAGAUAGCUCUACGAUGAGCUUAUGCAGUGAUAACUCCUAUGUAUCUUUUGGUAUGGAAGAAGAAUUUGUUACAGCUAUUAGAAACGAGCUUAGAGAAAAACUUCCACGUGCACAGAUGCCCGUCGUGGAACCGUCCGAACCUCGCGAUGAAGAGAUCUCCCCUAUAUCUAGCGAUAUUGAGAACAAACGUUGGGACGAUGAUGAGAAUGAAGAAUCACCAGAUCGAAACACUAGUAGUGUAGAUAUUUCCAUAAGGUAUAAUCUUUAUGGAACACCACUCAGUCCCAUUUUAGAAGAACGAGAAAGCACUGUCACUUCUGAGUCUUUGCUAUCAAAUUCAAGAGACGCGUCCAUUGUAUCUAAAGAAUCAGUACCAUCUGAAGAUGUAUUAUUAGUUGAUACUAGAACAAAUAAAAUGAUAUUAUUAGAGGGAUCAAGAGAAAAGCAACUGCAAGAUGAUGAUCGAGAUACAACAAAUGGAGAUAUUUCUGAAGAAGAAAAUGUUGAAUAUAGUUCAUCGUCGAUAUACACAUCAGAGGACAAACCUCAUGGUAUGAUCGCUACUGGAGGAGGAGCACCGUUACCAAGUCCUGAAGAAGAAACGAAAUGGCAACAAUUACCUUCCUCUUUUCCAUUACCUUUACCAUUACCUUUACAAGAUGAUUUAAUGUCUACAAGUUUUGCUACAGAACGUGAUUGGGAUAGUCAAGACGACGAUGAAGUAGGAGAUGAAGAGGGGGAAGAUGAAGAUAACAGUUCUAGUUCGGGUGAAUUUGUUUGGAAACGAUACAGCGAGCCUCAUGCGGAACAAAUACAAAUCAAAAGUACUUUGAGCAAUGAAAAAGUAGAAGUAGAACAGGCCGAGUUAAGAGAAGAAGUUGACGCAGAAGAUGAAGAAGAAGAAGAAUUCACACCAUCGGCUUGGAAUGCAACAUUAGCACCACAUAGGUCUGCGUUAAGGUCUCCAGAUAAAACAUUAAAGAGCGGAGAUCAAAAGAAGAGUGUAUGGUUCAAGAAGCAACGCUAUCAUUGUGUAUAUGAGUAUCCAAAAGAAACAUUAGCUAAUGACAUCCAAGGUCAAGCUACCACUACAUGGGAACCAACUUCGUAUACAGAUUGGGAGGAACUAAUGAAUGAGCCAAGAUUAGAUAUGUAUCCCUUGGAUUACGAGGAUAUAAAUCGAGCUGGAAAUGAAGAAUUUUAUGUGAGUAGUUCAAAUCGUCCGUUUCAAUUUCCAACCAGCGAUAGUAAAUAUGUUAGUCAAUUCUUUCCUGGCGCUUGUUCCGCAUCAGUAAAUGAAGAAGAACAAGACGAAGUAGACUGCAAUCAGGAAGAAGAAUGUACUAAUAAUAGCCAGACAAAUGAGCAUGAACAUUUUAAACAAUAUCAACUAGGAGAAUUAAGGCAUACCAGAGACCGCCUAAAAUUAAAUUUAUUAGCAGGGAAUAAUGCAGUAGAUACCACUUUUGUUCCUCUGAAACAAGUAUAUGAAGAUAAGGAAGAUCUAUUAAGAACUGAAAAAGCGCAUACGUUAGAUUUGCUGGAAAAUAUGAAAGUAACGGAAGACCAAUGUAAUUUGUCAAAUUUGGUAGAUGACAAUACUUCGCCAAAGGUGCCUCAGGAGGAUUUACAAUGUGAAAUAGAUAAUGAUCCAAUUUCGCCAAAAAUUUAUCAAAAUGACAAUGAAAAGAAAAUUGAGUCUGCUAAUAAUGUAGCGUUCUAACGCUUGACUGAAGCAAUUUAUAGUGCACAAUGAUAUUUUGAGGAAAUCAGUUUAAUUGAAGUCCGUCCGAAACAAUUCAUUGUGGAAGUGCAGUGGUGCAAUUGGUGCCGACGAGAUUGAUAUUGUCGCAAUAUUGAUAUUUUAUGACUGUAUAUAUAAAAAUUAGUAUUAAAAUGUAAAUGUAACAAAAGCAAAAUGUACAGAGUAUACACCGAUGUGGGCUUUUGGAUUGAUUCGGAUAUAGGAUACUUAAAAAAAGAAAAAAAGAAAAAAGAAAAAAAAGAAAAAAAAAGAAAAAAAAAAGCAAGAAACGAAAUAUAGUCGCAAGUAAUCGAUACUGUGACUAUAAUAAACUCUGCCAAAUGAUACAGUAAAAAAAGUCAACAAAGUACUGUAACAUUUGAGCAGUGGACAGCUCUUUAGCCUUUCAUUCAUCGAGCAAUUUUGUGCCUAUUUUAUAAGUAUCAUUUCUAUUUGUUUCAGUCUUGACAUUACAGGCUUUAAAUUUCAAUAGGAAAAAUUAUAAUAUUAUCGAGUAACAAUGAUAGUGAAAAAAGGGCUAUUCAGUGCUUAUGUACAGUAUACAUAAAUCAUUUGCAUACUUAAGCGAGUGUUAUAUAAUGGAAUUAACAUUUAAAUUCAAGAUUUUGUGCAAUAAUGAUCAUGUCUAGUUAACAAAUUGCUGAACAUAGUUUGUUAUUAGAAAGAAAUAUAAAAUUUUGUUAGAAUUUAUCAACAUAUGUAGUUGCAUGAUUGCAUACAUAUAAUGUACAAAGAGAAAAUGUGUUAUAAUAUGUUUAUAAGGUGCUGUAGCAUAAUAUCAAAUGUGUUGCGCGAAUUAAUAUUACUGGCUUUAUAUCCACAGUAUUUCAUAUCAGCGACAGAUUUGUUUAUGCUAUGACAGAAUUAUCAUAAGUAACUUUGUAAUACAUGUAAAUAUUUAUAUAUUUAGAUGAUAGUCUAAUAGUUGAUUAAUUGAUGUGAUAUAAAUCUUGUGUUGGCAAUAUUUUGCUAAUACAUGAUUUAAUAUCAAUCAUCUUUAAAUAAUACAAAAGAUAAAAAUUAUAUUUGAACAUACAAUUAAUCAACUAAUGGACGAUAGUCUUUACCAACAAUAGCAGCCUAAUGAAAAUUUCACUACACUUUACCCAGUCAAUCACAAUCAAUGCUCAUUUAUCUAUUUAACGUCACUCUUAUGUUUUUCUUGAUAUUAUUAUUUCUAGGGUAAAGUAUUUCUUUUAAGCAUCACAGCAUUGCAAAAAGAAUUAUACCAUGACUUAACGCUUAUUUUUAGCAACGGCAAAAUAUUAUUAUAUUUGACAAAUCAGUUUAUACAAAACCACGUGAUAGUGUUAAUCUCUAUGUAUUAUUAAUAGAUCUGUGAUGAGAACGAGAUAUAUAGUUGUAUUUCGAUCAAUUUUGUAACGAAUCUCAGAAAAGUAUUGCAUAAAGUGUAAAUUAAUAGUAUACUAUUUUAGGUGAAAAACAUUUUGAAGGAUCUUGUCAUCCUUGCUUAUUUUCUUUUGUAUAUAAUUACAAUGUUUAAAAAUAAAUUAUCUACUACUCUAAGUUUUUCACUGUUUGAGUUAGUUGUACUUUUAAUCAAAUACUGUACAUAUUUUUGAGACAUAUAUAUAUAUAUAUAUAUGUAUUAAUAAUUAUAUAUACAUACAUCCGUAAUAUAUAUAUAUAUAUAUAUAUAAUUAUUAAUACUUAUUUAGCAAGCAAUAAAUUGCUCUUUCUCCUAUCAGUUUUAUACUGCAAUGUAUUAAUAAUUAAACAGAAAUCAAAAUUAAUUAAUUAAGUGAAUAAUGACUACAAAUGGCGUUGGUGAUUGCGCCAUAAAAUAACAAGUCCUUGAUGAUCUCCAGAAGCGAGAAAUGAUUCGUCAUAAUUAAACGAAAGAGCAAGUACAGGUCUUGCAUGACCAUGAAGUAGAUUUACUCUUGCAGCUUUACCAUCUUUGGAAGAAUCAAAAAGAUGAAUUGCACCAUCUUCUGAACCAGUUGCUAUUAAACAAGCUCCCAUUUGGGGACAAAAUGUAGAUCUUAUACAAUGAAGUCUGCAAUAAUUAAUAUGCAAUAAUUAAUAUUGUAAUAUUGGCAAAAGAAAAAAUUACUUGAAUAGAAUACCUGUGCUUAAUAGGAUAUUUUUUCAAUAAUUUCAGAGAACCCUGAUUAUCAGCAACGCGAUACAAUAAUACUGCAUUGCAAGCGGUACUUGCUAAAAAGACUGGCCAUGGUAUUUCUUUCGAAUGCCAAGAACGCCAAGAGAGGCUGGUUAUCAUACUAUUUAAUUUCUGAACUCUUUGCAAUUUUGAAAGCCUUCCUGUCCUAGCCUCUAAUUGUAAUGAAGUAAUAGUACCUCUAUCGCUUCCUGCCCAUAUCAAUGAGCCACCACUUUCUUCACAAGUUAAUGAUAAAAUCUUAAAUAAAAAUAAUUAAUAUAUUAACGUUCUAAUAAUUGAAAAUAAAAGAUUAUAAUAAUAUACCUUUUCCCCAAGUUUGCAUGAACCACCACGUGUAUAGAUUCCUGUUGAUACAUUUAAAAUUUGAAUCAACCCGUGUGAAUUACCAGUAACUACUAAAUUAUUAUUAGCUGGUAUAAAUGCACAACAAAAAAUUUCUGCGUUUUGUGGAUCUUUAACCACUCGUAAACACUUAGGUUCUGCAUGUACUUUCCAAAGACGUAUAGUAGCAUCCAGAGAAGAUGAUACUAUCAAAUCAUUGCUGAUACUCCAAUCAAAAGCUGUAACUCCUUUCUGAUGACCUUCAAGUACAGCAAAUACUUGUGGUGGUGUGUUAACAACUUCGCAUAUCGAUAGAGUUCCAUCUAAAGAUGCACAUCCUAAUCUGGAUCUAUCAUUAUUGGCAAAUUUAAGCAUUAUUACAGCUGCAGUAUGUUGAUCGAAAGCGUGAUGAACUCCAGCAAAAGCAAAAUUCUCUGCUGUUGAUUUCUUUUGAACAAAAUGAGAUUUUGGUACAUUCUCUGAAGUUUCUUCUUGUAAAGAAUUGUUCAUAAUGUUAUUUUGAUCAAUAUUCUCUCCAUAUCGUUUAUAUAAUAAAUCUGAACGUAAUUUCAAGUACUGUGUACGAAUAUCGUCCUCCUUAAAUGGUUUUUCUCUCAAUAAUUGAUUUCGUCUACGAAUAUAAAGCAUGCCUGUAAUUAUGGAAAAAAAAAAAAAAAAAAAAAAAAAAAAAAAAAAAAAAAAAAAAAAAAAAUAACAU
This is a messenger RNA of Vespa velutina, 8613 nucleotides long. RefSeq lists its product as uncharacterized. The record is from RefSeq and is a predicted model, not a curated record. Lineage: Eukaryota; Metazoa; Arthropoda; Insecta; Hymenoptera; Vespidae. Gene Ontology annotation, molecular function: ATP binding; protein kinase activity. The transcript has 9 exons. Gene Ontology annotation, biological process: protein phosphorylation. The coding region runs from base 500 to 5386 and encodes 1628 amino acids.